Molecule: messenger RNA, 1461 nt
Organism: Colletotrichum higginsianum IMI 349063
Lineage: Eukaryota; Fungi; Ascomycota; Sordariomycetes; Glomerellales; Glomerellaceae
Product: UBX domain-containing protein
Exons: 4
Coding region: 1-1461 (486 amino acids)
Molecular function (GO): protein binding
Source: RefSeq, a predicted model, not a curated record
AUGUUCUUCACGGGAAGCUUGCAAGAAGGCAUCGCCGCGGCGCUGCAACAGAGCAAAUGCGUCUUCUGCUUUGUCACGGACGAAGAGACUGAGAGCCAAACUUGGGAGACCGAGUACCUCACUGAAAGCACUAUUGCAGCCCUACUCCAGGAUGAGGCUGUCGCCCUGCGGUUGAAGAAGGGCUCGGAAGAGGCGGGUUACCUUGCUGCCAUCUUCCCGCUUCCCAACACGCCUACCGUCGUCGUCAUCAAGAACGGCGAUCUCAAGGAGUACAUCGUCGCCGGAACCGGCAAGGAUGAGUUCGUUAGACGAGUGACGACGGCCUUCCGCGGCGCUCAGGGCCAAGCCGCGGCCCCUCAACCUGCCGCGGCUGUAGCGCCUGCUCCGACUGUUCAGCCGACCGACAACCUGUACAGCGAGAAUCCCUACAAUCCUCCCCAGGUUGCAACUCCCGCAACCAGCACCCAAACCCAAUCCGCCAGGCCCAGCACAUCUGACUCCAGUCCCCGCGGACCCGCCACUCCGACUCAGGAAGAAGAAAACGCCGCCACCUUGCGUGCAGUCCUCGCAGAGCGUGCCGCUCGUCUAGAGGCCCAACGCCUCGAAUCCGAGCGCAAGGCAAAAGCAGCCCGCGCCGCUGCCGCCGAGAAGGCCGAGACCGACAACUCCAAGCAGGCCGAGCAGACACGCAGCCACAAGGAGGCACUGAAGAAGGCGCGCCAGGAAGCCGCGGACGAGAAGGCCCGCAUUCUGAAGAAGAUCGAGGACGAUCGUGCCGAGCGGCGGGCCAAGGCCGCCGAGCGGGCCGCCAUCCGGGACCAGGCGUCCUCGCCGAAGCUCGGCGAUGUUGCCGCGGCACUAACGAGGUCCGAGUCAAGCUCCCUGGCACCGUCGACGUCCUCCGCGAGCGGCAUGACGGCGCUGCAGGUGCGCCUCAUGGACGGGUCCACGAUCCGCUCGCGGUUCCCGAGCAAGACCACCCUCGGCGGGGAUGUGCGGGCGUGGGUCGACGGUGAAAGGACGGACGGGAGCAAGGAACCCUACCGGUUCAAGGUCGUGCUAGCGCCGCUGCCGAGCAGGCUCAUCGACGACACCGAGGAGGACAAGAGCCUCGCGGACCUGGGGCUGUCGCCGUCGUCCACACUGGUGCUGGCGCCUAUUAGUGCGCAUGUCAGCGCGUACGAGGAAUCGUCGGUUGGGAGCGUGGCCGUGGGGUUCCUGUUGCUGCCCUUGACGCUGCUGCAGUGGCUCUGGGGCGUGGUUUCGGGCGUGUUCUCAGGACUUGGGGCCCGGAGACAGGCGGCGGAGGAGGGCGGCGCGGAGCCUGUCACCGUGAGGGAACAGCGGAAGGGCCGGUUCUCGCAGUUUGCCAACCCGGAUGAUCGGAAGGGCGAUCAUCAGCUUUACAAUGGCAACUCGCUGAACUUUGAGCCGCGGCCAGACGAGAAAAAGGAUGAGUGA